Messenger RNA from Onychomys torridus (southern grasshopper mouse), 3501 nucleotides. It is a transcript of the gene Spice1, whose product is annotated as spindle and centriole associated protein 1. The transcript is spliced from 18 exons. Gene Ontology annotation, biological process: regulation of centriole replication; metaphase chromosome alignment; mitotic spindle assembly. Gene Ontology annotation, cellular component: spindle; centrosome; centriole. Bases 266 to 2845 code for a protein of 859 amino acids. Lineage: Eukaryota; Metazoa; Chordata; Mammalia; Rodentia; Cricetidae. The record is from RefSeq and is a predicted model, not a curated record.
UCCUUGAAGUUGAGCGGUUAGAACAGAGUCUCUAAGAAAGGGCCUCUUGAGAGUUUCAGGCAGGCUUGGGAUUGGGAGUCAGAAGUCUGAAGUUGUUCCAAACCGUGUUUGGUAUUGCAUGAGAAGGUCGGGAGGGAAAACUGGAAAGAAAAGUCAGUCGGGCCACAGGAAAAGAAGGCUUUAAGGUUGAAUUCUUCUCCACAGUGGGAUCCAUUAAAAUCUCAGGAGGAAGGAAAAUGAGAUCUGGAUCCCUGUAGCUGGCUGGAUGUCGCUGAUCAGAGUGAAUCGCUUUGGUCCCCGGGGAGGUGGAAGGAAAACCCUGAAGGUAAAGAAGAAAGCCACAGCGAGGCAAGAGUGGGAUAAUACUGUGAAUGAUCUAACAGUUCACCGGGCAACUCCUGAAGAUCUGGUACGCCGUCAUGAGAUACACAAGUCAAAGAACAGAGCAUUGGUGCACUGGGAACUUCAAGAAAAAGCUUUGAAGAGAAAAUGGAAGAAGCAGAAACCAGAAACUUCCAGUCUUGAAAAAAGAAGAUUAUCUAUCAUGAAGGAGAUUCUUUCUGACCAGUACCAGAUGCAGGAUGUGCUGGAGAAGUCUGAUAAUUUGAUGGCUGCAGCCAAAGGUCUGUUUGCUGAUGUUCCGCGUAAGCGCACAGGGUUUCCAAAUGUAACCAUGGCUCCUGAUUCCUCUCAGAGUCCCAUUGGAGUAAAUCAAGACCCUGGCAUCCAGUCUGCCCUUAAUGAAUCUCUUAUAGAGCCUCAGGCUCUUAAUGAAGUAGAUGGUGAAGGAGAAGAGAGCACUGUUCACAGCCAGUCAGAAGACAGCGAGAGUGAACUGCCUACCGCCCUCAGCUCACAGUCUAACAUGAACACAGAGAGGUUUCUUCACCAACUAAAGGAAGAGAAUUCUGAGUUAAUCAAUCAAUUGUGGACCGAUAUUCAGCAGAAACUAGCUACCCAGUCACAGGGAGCUCCGCCGGGAACCCCGUCCCAGGUGCUCUCAGCGGAGGACCCGAAAGAUGCUCUGAAUGCGACCCAUGCCAUCAAGAGACUCCAGGCUGGGCUUCAGCCCGAGGAGUCCACCGAGACCGCUGACUCCAGCUAUGUGGUGGGACAAGUGUUGAACUCAAGAAAGCAGAAGCAGCUGCUAAAUAAAGUGAAAAGAAAACCAGAUAUUCGUGCUCCUUCUAAGCAGAAGAAAAACAUGUUAUCCUCCAGCACAACCUCCACAGACUUACCAAGUAGCAACAGCUCGAGCUUGGAUAUCCUCAAACACAUGAUCCAUGAAGUGGAACAUGAAAUGGAAGAAUAUGAGCGGUGGACGGGGCGUGAGGUCAAGGGGCUGCAGGGUGGCCAGGGACUCACGGGCUUCACUCUGUCGCUGGUGAGCUCCCUCUGCCGCCUGGUGCGGUACCUUAAAGAGAGUGAGAUUCAACUGCGGAAAGAAGUAGAGACAAGGCAGCAUCUGGAACAGAUGUUAGGUGACCACCGAGAGCUCAUCGAUGCUCUGACCGCAGAAAUUCUUCUCCUCAGAGAAGAAAAUAGUACCACACAGGCGAGACUUCAGCAGUACAUGGUCUCUACAGAUGAGCAGCUUAUAUCGCUCACACAUACCAUUAAGAACUGUCCUGUGAUAAAUAACUCUAGACAAGAAAGUCAAGCAUCAGAAAGGGCGACUCUGGGUAGAAGACUUAUGGAUAAUGUAGAGGGUCCUGUUGUAAGCAGUAAUGUCUCCAUGCCAUUGAUGUUCAGAGGGGAAGAAGCCGUUGACUUCCCACAGGAAGAGUUACCUGUUAAACUCUCUCAGGGGCCGACCCCCACAGAGAACUUGAAUCUGGCCAGUAAUUUCCCAGCACAUAUUUUCCAGCCAGCUGUGAUGUUAACACCCCCCAGGCAGAAGAGCAACUCAGAAUUCUCUCCUCUACAGGAUGUAUUGAGGAGAACGGUUCAGACCCGCCCCGCUCCACGAAUCCCCCCGACUGUGGAAGUCAUAGAGAAGGGACAGAACUGGGAAAAGAAGACCUUGCCUGUUGAUCCAGACAUUCAGAACUCAAGUGAGGAAAAUCGCCUCUUUACUCAGAGGUGGAGAGUUUCUCACAUGGGGGAAGACCUGGAGAACAAAACUCAGGCACCGUUUGUUAACCUGUCCCAGCCCCCUUGCAAUUCCCUUCCCACCACUCAGCAGUCGAGAAAUCCUGCGUUCUCAGAAGAGCCUCCAGUGCUUGGAGACGGGCAGCAGCUUAGAACCAACGAGGCACUGGCACAGAGGAAGGACAUAAUGGCACGGAUUGCUGAGUUGACACUGCAGAAUUCGGCCAUCAAGGCACACCUGAAUAAUAUUACCCAGUCGGUGGGAGAGCAAGGGGACGGACUUCGCGAGCCGAGCAAACAGGGAAGUGCCGGUGACCUGCCUGCUAAUUUUCCAGUAGUUCAAUCUCUAGUGCCAAGUAGCAUGGAGGAACGGAUUGCAGAGUUGAACCGGCAGAGCAUGGAGGCCCGCGGCAAACUGCUCCAGCUCAUAGAGCAGCAGAAGCUCGUUGGUUUGAACCUUUCCUCCUCGCCCGUGUCUCCAGUUCAGUCGCCUCUCAGAGCCUGGGCCGAAGAAGGAAAGCGAACCAUAGAGGUGUCUGUUCCAGGAAUGGAGGCUCCAGAGACUUCGAAAUGCAACACGGUGUCUCCUGUCAGUGGGAUCAGUUCAAGAAGAUCUUCAGGGGCUACUAGUAAUUCUUGUUCUCCGCUAAAUGCCACCUCAGGAAGUGGGCGAUUCACACCCGUUAAUCCAAGAACAAAGACCGAAAAGCAACAUGAAGAAGGCUGGUUCGCUCUCUCUGCCCACAUGUCCUAGAGAAGAUGAAGUGGAGCGGGCCCUCAGUGACUUAUCCUUCCUUCCUCUCCUCCUCGUGGAUCCUCCUUUCAAGUUGAGACAUUUUCUUUAGAUAAAACCUGCAUUAAUGGAAACAAGGAAAAGAACAAUUAUUUUUAAUAUUUUACCUUUUCAAAUAGGUUUUUCACAAAGCAUCUAACCUAUGAAUUUCCUGUGAAUAAAACUUUGACUGUAAGAAAAUUUAAGUUUUAUAUUUGAUUGACCUUGUUAAACUUUUUAGUAAUACAUUGUUACCCUUGUCAUUGCUGUUGAAGGUUUUGUUUUUGUUAUCGUUUAGUAAAUCUUAUAUGUGGAUCAUCUUCCCAGAAGAACUAAAUUGCUUUAUGUAUAACUUAUAAUAAAUUUUUUUCUGGCUUUCAGAAAAAUGUGAUAAUUUUUUUUCUACUAUCCAUCAUUCCAAAUUGAAUGUACAGCUUUAAAAAAACAAAAGGCUGAGGCUGUGGGGUAUACCUAUAAUCCCAACAUUCAGAAACUUGGGGCAGGAGCCUCUCUACUAUACAGUGUGUUCCAUGUCAGCCUGAGCUAUGUAGAGAACUCUGUUUCAACAAAAGAACAGGAGGUGGAAUAUGAAUGUUUGUUUCUUUUUCUUAAGUAACAGUGGCUAUGUGUUUAAUAAA